Messenger RNA from Exophiala viscosa, 435 nucleotides. RefSeq lists its product as uncharacterized. The record is from RefSeq and is a predicted model, not a curated record. Lineage: Eukaryota; Fungi; Ascomycota; Eurotiomycetes; Chaetothyriales; Herpotrichiellaceae. The coding region runs from base 1 to 435 and encodes 144 amino acids. The transcript has a single exon.
AUGGCUAGGCAGCCCGUAGGCGAAACAUCUCUACAAAGUCUCCUCUCAACCUUGAAAGUCACUCUUCAGCCAGCCACGUUUGUCUUCAUAACCUUGCCCAUCCCGCAAGGCGACAUGCCAUUACCUAUCCCCUUUCAGGAUAUUCUCAUGCUCUUUCGCGAAGCCGAGGGUGUGACCUUGAUCGUUCCUCUGCCUGUUGCAGAGAGACUCGGACUUGAGCAUCAGUAUCAGUGCCGUAUGAUCACCUGCGACGUUCAUUCGAGCCUGGAGGCAGUCGGAUUCAUGGCGACCAUCGCCACGAAACUUGCAGAAAAUGGUAUUCCUGUGAACCCCGUCAGUGGAUAUUAUCAUGACCAUCUGUUUGUGUCGGUGAACGAGGCUGAUCGGGCAGUUGAAAUCCUGGAAGAAAUAAGGGAACAAGCGGCAGCUCAAUGA